Oppia nitens is the source of this 1204-nucleotide messenger RNA. RefSeq lists its product as uncharacterized. The record is from RefSeq and is a predicted model, not a curated record. NCBI's taxonomy places the organism in Eukaryota, Metazoa, Arthropoda, Arachnida, Sarcoptiformes, Oppiidae. Bases 11 to 1168 code for a protein of 385 amino acids. The transcript has 4 exons.
CAAAUAUAAAAUGUCGUCAAAACAGGGAAUUGUAUUUCUGUAUAAUGUUCUGAUCGUUGUCUUAAUUGAAGAUAUAGUAUCAGAAAACAAUAGCAAUGUUAUGAUAAACAAUAAUAGCAUAGCAACGACACCAAUACCCACUUUAACAACAAUUCAAACUACAAUUGUGUCUGAUUUGCUUAAUAAAACUGUUCAUGCUAAUUUGACAAAUGCAAUAUUAACCAACAAUAAUAAUAAUAAUAAUACACAACAAGGUAGUAUAGUAGGUGAUUCAAUUCAUGCAAAUAAUAGCAAUAGUAGUAAUGUUAAACAUAUAAUUUUAAAUCAAACACCAAAUAAUACAACUAAUAUAUUAUCUACCGAUAGUAUUAAUAAUAAUACAAUUAGCAAUACUAGUGUUACAGUUCAUUUAGUAAAUGAAAAAAUACCACUUAAUGAUUACAAAUUGACAAAUAAUAAUAAUAGUAAAUUAGUUGGAAUUGACAUCAACAAUAAUAGCAAUAUAAAUGCUACCGUUACCAAUACAACUAUAAUAAUUACUAUGUCGGCUAAUGGGACCAAUGUUGCCAACAAUAUAACCAGCAAAAUAUUAGAUAACAGUGCUCAUGAGGCGGCUAAACAACAAAGAUUAAAACAAUUGGAGAAAAUGCUGGAAAUUUCUAAUAAUUUUCAGAAACAAUUGCAAGAAAAUUAUGGCAAACAUAUUAAUAAACCAAAAGAAUUAUCAGAUAUACCAAAAAAGAUGCAAAACAUUGGUGAACAAACUUUUAAUAAGAUGACCAGUGAUAGUGAUAGUAAUAAAAGUGGAAAAAGUAAAAACAAAAAUAUUUUGAGUAAUAAAUUGUUUGAUUUCACUAAUUUCGAGCCGUUGUCACUGUUUGGCGACAGCGAAGGUAAACGUAAAGUCAAAAAACAUAAGAAAAUAUUAGAAACAGAAUCACAGACAUCGACAACAACAACAAUAAUCACUUCAAUUSAUACCAAUAGUCCUAUUGAUAAACAAAUUACAACACAAGACUCAGUCGACAAUACAGACGAUUCUACAGAAGAUAUCAAAAAGACUGACAAUGAAAAUGACAAGAAGACUGAUCUUCGCAAAAGAAAAUUAAAACAAAAAAAUAAGAAAAAGACAAAUAAAGACACGUUUUUCGGUUUCGGACCCUUUUAAACAAUUUUUAUUUAUUAUCAUUUAAUAACAUUUUAA